CAGAGACACACAGACACACACACAGACACACACACACGUCUCGACCAUCACGCGAUCCCUCGCCGGGCAUGUCCGCGCCGGUGCCGUGGAAGCUGGAACCGCCGCAGCCGCCGCCUCAAUCGGCCAAACCCACGCCGACGCCGACGCCGCCGCCGCCGCCGCCGUCCACCACCGCACCGCUGUGCCUGGACCCCGUCCCGCCGCCCAUCGAGACCCUGCCGAGCGAGCUGCCCCCGGGGGCGGGCGGCAGGGGCCCUUGGCAGCCACGGGCCGGCCGCCGCGGCAGCGAGGAGACGUUCGAGCGGAGGCCGCCGCCGCUAGGUCCGCGGCACUCCCUGCCGCCGCCGCCGAUGACGACGCCGCCGCCGCCGCCGCCGCGACCGCCCAGCUUGACGCGCGACGUCGGCGGCGUCGGCGCUCGUGCACCGGCGGGGAACGUCGGUGCCGGUGCAGGAGAUGUGAAGAAGCACCAGCAGCAGCAGCAGGUGAAGGGAGAGGAGCUCUCGUUGACCGGCCUGGUCAUUAACGUCAAGCGGGGCAGUGACACGGUUCCAGUGGUGGCGUGUUCAGGCGGUUAG
Molecule: messenger RNA, 578 nt
Organism: Petromyzon marinus (sea lamprey)
Lineage: Eukaryota; Metazoa; Chordata; Hyperoartia; Petromyzontiformes; Petromyzontidae
Source: RefSeq, a predicted model, not a curated record